Peniophora sp. CBMAI 1063 is the source of this 693-nucleotide messenger RNA. The record is from the annotation of a GenBank genome assembly. Lineage: Eukaryota; Fungi; Basidiomycota; Agaricomycetes; Russulales; Peniophoraceae.
AUGCAGCGGAAAACCAACUCGCAACAGAGCAGCGUAUUGGACACCCCCCGCAACGACAAUAUCCUCAGCAUAAGCCACACAUCCCGACGCGCACUACGACGCGAUCAGCACCCAUCCAAUCUGGAACCUAUACCCCUCUACGAUGUCGGUUACAACUUGCUGGAAUAUUGGAAGCCCCCAGUGGUCGCAUUCUUUGACCAGUUCUCCGCGCCCGGUGCCGCUCCGUUCCAACUCGACAUCUUCUGGAUUGAAUCCAAUAUUUGCAUCGUUUGCUCGCAGGAGGCGCUCGAGAAGCUCGAGAGAGCAACAACCGCACAGAUGUCGCCGCCGCGCGCACCGAUGAGGUUGCCCUCCCUCAACCUCUUUACCUAUCCUUCUCCCGAAGGCCCUCGCGCAAAAUACUCGGGUUUGUUCGAGUUUGCUAGGAAUCGCCAAGUUGUGCGUCUUCCACGAACACGCGAUGGUGUCGACGCAGAUAAGAACGCGUCUCUCGAGGUCUUGCGUACCGCCUGUCGGUCGAAGCACAACUGGGCUCUCACUCCCGGAAUGGAGGAACUUCUUAAAGGGGAGGAGACCUUCGUGGAUGUUGUGCGUCUGGACUACAAGGGAGAGGAUCAAGAUGUGUUGAGGCGGAUGAUGGGACAGCAACUUCAAGUCGGAUGGCUUGAGCCCAAGCCAUACGUGGCCUUCUAG